CCAAAAUUGGAGAAAUUUCACCAAGAAAUACAUUGUCGCAUAACAUUUGGAGGAUUUUGGUUUCGAAAUAAAUCAAAUACUCUGUUUACGUCACUCAAAAGAAUAUAUCGAAUCGAAGAUUUUUUAGUUGACGAUGGAGUCGUCAGCGUUACAGGGCGCAGAGAAUGUUUCCGUGAAGGCUGAGCCCUGUGAGGAUGAGUGUAUAACAGACAAGCCCUCGUUUGAGGAAUUGUUUGUGAUAGAUGAACCUUUUCUGCAUGACGUGUGUGUCAAAGACGAGCCCAGGUGCGAGGAUGUGACGAUAAAAGCCGAGAUUUCGUGCUCAGAUGUGUGUGUAAAAGACGAGUCGCUCGGCGUGAGCGCGGCGGCCGCGGCGACGGGGCUGUACACCGACCACGUGGUGAAAGAUGAGCUAAUGCUCGGCCCCGUGAUAGUGGAGCGGCGCGUGCGCCACACAACAACAGGUCCCACUCCACAGAAGAAACCAACAAGUAGACUCGAAACUUAUCAAUGUUUUUUAGAAAAACAUAAAAUAGUACACAACAGUACAAAAUAUGUUCUUACUAAUACAAAACCUUAUAUAUGUCAUCACUGUAGUUAUUCAACCAUCCGAAAGUAUGAUUUGAAUAUUCAUGUUAGGACACACACUGGUGAAAAGCCCUACAAGUGUGACCAGUGUAGUUAUGCUACUGGCAAAAAAAGUUAUUUAAAAAUUCAUAAAAAGAUACACACUCAUACAAAACCUUAUAAAUGUGACCAUUGUAGUUAUGCUACCAAUGGAACAAAUCAGUUAAAAAUUCAUAUAAGAACACACACUGGCGAAAAGCCACACGCUGGUGAAAGGCACUACAAAUGUGACCAGUGUAGUUAUGCUACUGGCUACAAAAGUAAUUUAAAAACUCAUAUAAGAACACACACUGGCGAAAAGCCUUACAAAUGUGACCAGUGUAGUUAUGCUACAGGCAAAAAAAGUAAUUUAAAAAUGCAUAAAAAGAUACACACUCAUACAAAACCUUAUAAAUGUGACCAUUGUAGUUAUGCUACCAACCGAACAGAUCAUUUUAAAACUCAUAUAAGAACACACACUGGCGAAAAGCCACACGCUGGUGAAAGGCACUACAAAUGUGACCAGUGUAGUUAUGUUACUGUCAAAAAAAGUAAUUUAAAAACUCAUAUAAGAACACACACUGGCGAAAAGCCUUACAAAUGUGACCAGUGUAGUUAUGCUACCAACCGAACAGAUCAUUUAAAAACUCAUAUAAGGACACACACUGGCGAAAAGCCUUACAAAUGCGACCAGUGUAGUUAUGCUACUGGCAAAAAAUGUAAUUUAAAAAUUCAUAAAAUGAUACACACUAAUACAAAACCUUAUAAAUGUGGCCAUUGUAGUUAUGCUACCAAUCGACCAAAUCAGUUAAAAAUUCAUAUAAGAACACACACUGGCGAAAAGCCACACACUGGUGAAAGGCGCCACAAAUGUGACCAGUGUAGUUAUGCUGCUAUCAAAAUUAGUAAUUUAAAAACUCAUAUAAGGACACACACUGGCGAAAAGCCUUACAAAUGUGACCAGUGUAGUUACGCUAGUUCGUACAAAAAAGGUUUACUAAUUCAUAAAAGCACACACACGAAUGCUGCUUUAUACAAAGAUAAUUCAUGCUAGCAAACAUACUUAUGAGAAACCUUACAAGUUUGAACACUGUAGACUGUAGUUAUACUUGCAACCUGAAAUGUUUUAUGAAUGAUCAUGUAAAGACACACGCUAGUGAAAAGUCUUACAAAUGUGACCAGUGCAGUUGUUUUUCUGUACAAAACAUCUUCACUAAUCCAUAAAAGCAAGCACACUAAUGAGGUACAAGAGUAGU
This is a messenger RNA of Cydia strobilella, 1862 nucleotides long. RefSeq names its product zinc finger protein 431-like. Gene Ontology annotation, biological process: regulation of transcription by RNA polymerase II. NCBI's taxonomy places the organism in Eukaryota, Metazoa, Arthropoda, Insecta, Lepidoptera, Tortricidae. The record is from RefSeq and is a predicted model, not a curated record. The transcript has 2 exons. The coding region runs from base 134 to 1660 and encodes 508 amino acids. Gene Ontology annotation, molecular function: DNA-binding transcription factor activity; RNA polymerase II cis-regulatory region sequence-specific DNA binding.